AUGGAGACGGACGGAUUUCAAAACGAGUUUAAUCCGCAGGUAAAUUCUAGUUUUUGACAACAGAAUUAUGAUCAGCUGGUCAAAAUUCGCCAGAAAGUUUAAUUUAAUAAAUAUAUAUGAAAAUUAAAAAAUUUUGCAGUUCGAAGAACAAUAUGAGGAAGGAGAAGCAGUUCCAGUCGCAGUUCAUCAAUGUGAUGUUUGCAACAAGAUCUUUGUGAAUUUCAAAGGUCUUCAACAACACGCCGUAAUCCACACCGAUUGUAAACCAUUUCAAUGUGAAAUUUGUGGCCGAGGCUUUCGUUUCAAGUCAAAUAUGUUCGAACAUCGAUCAGUUCACACCGGAUUCACCCCACACAUUUGCUCAUUUUGUGGCAAAAGUUUCAGAUUAAAAGGCAAUAUGAAGAAACAUAUGCGAACUCAUGUGACAACGAAAGAGGAACUCGAAAUCGCAUAUCGGCCGUAUGCAAGUAAUCGAAGACCGAAUAGUGUGAUUCCGGAUGAUGCGAUUGUUAUAAGAGGAUGUUCGAUGCCGUAUUUUGGGACGACGAAAUCACGGGCGGCUCGGAAAUUAUUGUUGGGACAGAAUUCGACGAAAUGGAUUGGUAUGUUGACGAGAAAUGAAUUAUUGCCGAUAUCGUCGAUUGAUGAGAAAAUGGAACGAGUUAAUUUGGCCACUUUUAGAGAUCAUGAUGUUAAUACGUUAUUCAGUGAUAGUCAAAGUAUCGAAUUUGAAAUGUACGAUUUUUCGGAGGGUUUUGAAUGAGAAAACUGUCACUAGGCAAUUGUUUCAGCCCAUUCUCGAAAUUUCUGAUAAAAUACAUGUUUUCUAGUAGUUUUUUAGCCGCUGAUCACAAUCCCGAUGUCAAAAACUACUUAGCUCAACUCUAAACAUGGGUUAUGACGUGGCAAAGUUGAAAACUUCGAAGAAUUGGGAUUUUAUAAGGUUAUAACUAGCUUCAAAUAUGCUUUUCAUGAAAAUGUGAUAGUCUAUACGCUAUGCUAUCAAAGUUUCAUGAAAAUCAUAUUUGAAGCUAGUUAUAACCUUAUAAAAUCCCUAUUCUUCGAAGUUUUCAACGUUGCCACGUCAUAGCUCAUGUUCAGACUUGAGCGAAGUAGUUUUUGACAACGGGAUCGUGAUCAGCGUCAAAAAAAUACUAGAAAACAUGUGUUUUAUCAGAAAUCUCCUGUGUGAGCUUCCUUUUGACAGUUUACUGAAAAUUUGAAAAUCAAAAACAACUCUCAAUAUUUUCCAGUUACAAUUGUCCGUUCUGCAAAAUUAUCUGUGGCGGAAAAGUGGCUUGUCAAAUUCACAUCUACACUCAACAUCAGAAGAAUCCGGACGACUUGAAGAAGGAAAUGUUUUGCGAGAAAUGCAUGAGAACGUUUCCCGACGAGAAUAUGCUUUUGCAACAUCAAAGUUAUCAUACGAGAGUUCAGAUGAUGAUUCGAAAUCAUGAAAUUGAGAGUAUCAAGGUUUGGUCUUCGAUAUUUUUUAUGAAAGUAAUUUUGACCCGCUUGUCACUAUUUUGUUGUGCAAGGCUCAAUUUCUUAUAUGAGUUAUGACGUGGCAAAGUUGUAACUGAAUUUAAAAAUGAUUUUCGUUACGCUAAUCUGGUGAAACCACGAUUUUUUAAAAUUACCACUUUGCCACGUCAUAACUCAUAUUAGAAAUUGAGUUUUGCAGUUUUGAACAACGAAAUCAAGAUCAGCGGGUCAAAAUUAGUAAGAAAAGCAGUUUCCCUGCAAAACCCUUCGCCUCCCCCAAAAAAAUCAAUAAUUUUCCAGGCUACAGAUGAUCCAAGUGUUUCAAUCGACGAAGUCACCUAUCUCUAUCUUUCCGAUGAAACCAACAAUAAUCAAGAAGAACCCGGUCCCUCUGAUCGUAUUAGAUUUGCCAAAAAAAUCGAGCCCGAAUUCCCUGGAGUCUUGGUUCAAUCUCAAAUUGUUAUGAUGAAUAAUCCGAAAAAUUCUUCUCAACAACAACCACAAAAUCAAGAAAUUGGUCAACUUUUUGGCGAAAAUUGGACAAAUCCCGGCGAAAUCAAUUUGAAUGAGAUGAUUUUGGAGCAAACUGAGCAAAAGGUUGGCAAAGUUUAG
Messenger RNA from Caenorhabditis angaria, 2097 nucleotides. The record is from the annotation of a GenBank genome assembly. Lineage: Eukaryota; Metazoa; Nematoda; Chromadorea; Rhabditida; Rhabditidae.